Oncorhynchus tshawytscha (Chinook salmon) is the source of this 8492-nucleotide messenger RNA. RefSeq names its product ephrin type-B receptor 2. The record is from RefSeq and is a predicted model, not a curated record. NCBI's taxonomy places the organism in Eukaryota, Metazoa, Chordata, Actinopteri, Salmoniformes, Salmonidae. Gene Ontology annotation, molecular function: transmembrane-ephrin receptor activity; protein binding; ATP binding. Gene Ontology annotation, biological process: protein phosphorylation; central nervous system projection neuron axonogenesis; cell surface receptor protein tyrosine kinase signaling pathway. Gene Ontology annotation, cellular component: neuron projection; plasma membrane. The coding region runs from base 116 to 3082 and encodes 988 amino acids. The transcript has 16 exons.
CUCUGUUGAAGGUGAAUGUCCUCUCGUGUCAGUCAGCAUUUGCUGUCAAUGGCUUUCAUGAUUUAUUUUAUUUGAAUGUCUGGGCUUUUUACACUUUCGUCCAAAGCAACCAAUAAUGGAUAUUCUAUGGAUUUUAUGGAUAAUACCCACUGUAAUAGCUGUAGAAGAAACACUAAUGGACUCUACCACAGCGACAGCUGAGCUGGGCUGGACAGUCUAUCCCGUGUCAGGUUCCAGUGACAACAGCUGGGAGGAGGUGAGUGGAUACGACGAGAACAUGAACACCAUCCGCACCUACCAGGUGUGCAACGUGUUCGACAACAACCAGAACAACUGGGUCCGCACCAAGUACAUCCGGCGCCGGGGUGCACAGCGGAUCCACGUGGAGAUGAAGUUCUCUGUGCGAGACUGCAGCUCCAUCCCCAAUGUGCCCGGCUCCUGUAAAGAGACUUUUAACCUGUACUACUAUGAGUCAGACUCGGACACGGCCAACAAGGUGUCCCCGGCCUGGAUGGAGAACCCCUGGAUCAAGGUGGAUACCAUCGCAGCCGACGAGAGCUUCUCCCAGGUGGACCUGGGUGGCCGGGUGAUGAAGAUCAACACAGAGGUGCGGAGCUUUGGCCCCGUGUCCAAACACGGAUUCUACCUGGCCUUCCAGGACUACGGCGGCUGCAUGUCACUCAUUGCCGUUCGAGUCUUCUACCGGAAGUGUGCCCGCGUCAUCCAGAACGGGGCCGUGUUCCAGGAAACCCUGUCGGGGGCGGAGAGCACCUCUCUGGUGGCAUCGCGUGGCGUGUGUAUCCCCAAUGGGGAGGAGGUGGACGUGCCCAUCAAGCUCUACUGCAACGGGGAUGGCGAGUGGAUGGUGCCUAUCGGGCGCUGCAUGUGCAAGGCUGGCCACGAGGCUGUGGAGAACGGGACUGUGUGUAGAGCUUGUCCAUCGGCCUUCUUCAAGCCUAUACAGGGUGAUGCAUCCUGCAUGCAGUGUCCAAUCAACAGCCGUACCACCAACGAAGGAGCCACUAACUGUGUGUGCCGCAACGGUUACUAUCGCACCGACUCAGAUCCCAUCCAGAUGCCCUGCACAACGGUGCCGUCUGCUCCUCAGAAUGUUCUGUCCAUCGUGAAUGAGACGUCUCUGAUGCUGGAGUGGCAGCAUCCUAGGGAGUCAGGUGGUCGUGAGGACGUGGUCUUCAACAUCAUCUGUAAGAGCUGUGGAGGGGGCCGCGGAGGCUGCACGCGCUGUGGUGACAACGUCCAGUUUGUACCCCGCCAGCUGGGUCUGACUGAGCCCCGGGUCUACAUCAGUGACCUGCUGGCCCACACACAGUAUACCUUUGAGGUGCAGGCCGUCAACGGUGUCUCUGACCAGAGCCCCUACUCACCACAGUACUCCUCCGUCAACAUCACAACCAACCAGGCUGCUCCGUCGACAGUGUCCAUCAUGCACCAGGUCAGUCGUACCGUGGACAGCAUCACUCUGUCCUGGUCUCAACCAGACCAGCCCAAUGGAGUCAUUCUGGACUAUGAAUUGCAGUACUACGAGAAGGACCAGACCGAGUACAACUCAACCAUCAUAAAGAGCCAGACCAACACAGUGGUCAUCCGCGGUCUCAAAUCAGGGGCAAUCUAUGUGUUCCUGGUUCGCGCCCGGACUGUGGCCGGAUUUGGACGCUACAGUGGCAAGCUCUACUUCCAAACCAUGACUGAAGAGGAGUACAACACCAGCAUUCAGGAGAAGCUGCCUCUCAUCAUCGGCUCUGCAGCUGCAGGUCUGGUCUUCCUCAUCGCAGUGGUUGUUAUCGUCAUCGUCUGCAACCGGCGUGGCUUUGAGAGGGCAGACUCAGAGUACACAGACAAGCUGCAGCACUACACCAGCGGCCACAUGACUCCAGGAAUGAAGAUAUAUAUUGAUCCGUUUACAUAUGAGGACCCCAACGAGGCGGUGAGGGAGUUUGCUAAGGAGAUUGACACUUCCUGUGUGAAGAUUGAGCAAGUCAUUGGCGCAGGAGAGUUCGGGGAGGUGUGCAGUGGGAACCUGAGGCUCCCAGGUAAGAGGGAGAUGUUUGUGGCCAUCAAGACACUGAAGUCGGGCUACACAGAGAAGCAGAGGCGGGACUUCCUGUCUGAGGCGUCCAUCAUGGGUCAGUUUGACCACCCCAACGUGAUCCACCUGGAGGGUGUGGUCACCAAGAGCGCCCCUGUCAUGAUCAUCACUGAGUUCAUGGAGAACGGAUCACUGGACUCCUUCCUCAGACAAAACGACGGUCAGUUCACAGUGAUCCAGUUGGUGGGCAUGCUGCGUGGCAUCGCCUCUGGCAUGAAGUACCUGGCCGACAUGAACUACGUCCACCGCGACCUGGCCGCACGCAACAUCCUGGUCAACAGCAACCUGGUCUGCAAGGUGUCCGACUUCGGCCUGUCCCGAUUCCUGGAGGACGACACGUCAGAUCCCACCUAUACCAGCGCCCUGGGAGGGAAGAUCCCUAUCCGAUGGACAGCCCCUGAAGCCAUCCAGUACAGGAAGUUCACGUCCGCCAGUGAUGUCUGGAGCUACGGCAUCGUCAUGUGGGAAGUCAUGUCCUAUGGAGAGAGACCUUACUGGGACAUGACAAAUCAAGACGUGAUCAAUGCCAUAGAGCAGGACUACCGGCUGCCCCCCCCCAUGGACUGCCCCUCGGCCCUGCACCAGCUCAUGCUUGACUGCUGGCAGAAGGACCGUAACAACCGGCCCAAGUUCAGCCAAAUUGUCAACAACCUGGACAAGAUGAUCCGCAACCCCAACAGUCUGAAGGCCAUGACCCCGCUGUCUUCAGGUGUCCAUCUUCCUCUCCUGGACCGCAGUGUUCCAGACUUCUCCAGCUUCAGUACUGUGGACGAGUGGCUAGAUGCCAUCAAGAUGGGCCAGUACAAAGACAACUUUGCCAAUGCUGACUUCGCCAGCUUUGAUGUGGUUUCCCAGAUGACCAUGGAUGAUAUCCUGAGCGUGGGCGUGACGUUAGCAGGCCACCAGAAGAAGAUCCUGAACAGUGUGCAGAUGAUGCGUGCCUCCAUUAACCAGAUCCAGUCUGUGGAAGUUUGACCAUCCAGAAUGGAGCAGAGGAGAGCAGAUGAGAGCAGAGGAGAGGAGAAGAGGGGAUUGGGAUGCAGGGCUCUGGGUUCACGGAUGGAGUGGAGGUGUUUUUGCUUGACUGUGAAACAUGUCUUCCUACAAACUACCGUCUAUCCACGGUCCCCUUUUUCAAUCCCUCUCCUGUCCUCCUCUAUCCCCUCAUCCAAAGUCCCCAUAACCUUUCAGGAUCAGCUCUGAAGGUUUGUGGCCAGCAGGUCUACAUGACCAGACAUCAAUCAAUGUGGCCAACAAGGUUCCUUCUUGGAACCAGGAUCAUGAGAGGUUACUGAUCAGCGACACAUUUCUACUUCCAUCUUCCACCUCGUUUUUUUUUUAUGGUGAACUUUUUUCUUACAUUUUUUGGUUUGUUUGAUUUAAGAAUUUUGUAAAUAAUUUUGUAAAGAAAAAAAAGUUGAGAAAACUCAAGGAGUCUAUAAGUAUAGAUGUAAACUAGGUGAACUGACUAGAAAGACUACCCUUUAAAAGGGCAACAGACAAGAAGACAAUGAAAAAUGGGAGAUUUCAAGACCAUCACUUUCAAAAAGAAACUGAAAUAUUAUAUGUUGGUUUUUUUUAACUUCGGAAACAGGAAACAAACAUAAAUCUUUGCUGCCUCCCCAAAAGCAAACAGCAGAAUAGACUGAGGAACUUGAUCUACACUCCAUGGUUGACCUGGGAGACAAAAUAGUGUGAGCACCAUGGAAUGGACACCUUUUGGCAGAAACUACUACCAUGAACAACCAACUUAUAGCAACACUUAAAAAUAAAAACAAAAUACCUUUUCUCAUAACAAGUAAUUUCAUUUUUCUGUGUGAAAAUGUUGAAGAUUUUCUCUCACCAUGCUUCCUCUCACCGUGGGAAAGUUUAUAUUUUUUCAAUGAAAACAUCACAACCUGCCAAAUGGAACAUCCUCCCUGUGCACCUCAGAAGAUGUCAUGAUCCUGUACAUAUCAGAUGCACUUGACAAUGGGACUGUGAUGUCAUCACUAUGAGCCGGACAUAGUUACUAAGACCUGGAAGUGAUGGAUUUAAAUUGUUUCUUUGGGUGACUAGAGGGAGGUUUUUCUUUGUUAUUAUUCAUUUCAUUUUCAUUUUUGCAAAAUGUUAGUUGUGGAUUUUGAAGAAUCAGUGUAAUAAACAGCAAACACACAGUACUUCCUCCAUGGAUGUAUGGGAAAAAAAUGACAUAUUAUGGGUGUUUUCCCUAUAAUGUUUACAUAGGAGGGCACAUAUGUUUUGGUCGUCACAUUAUCUGCACUCUUAGAAAAGGUACUAUCUAGAACUUAAAAUGGUUCUUCAGUUGUCCCCAUAGGAGAACCCUUUGAAGAAUCCUUUUUGGUUCCAUGUAAAACCCUUUCCACCAAGGUUUCUACAUGGAACCAAAAGAGUUCCACCUGGAACCAAAAAGGCUUCUCCUAUGGGGACAGCCGAAGGAACAUUUUGGAACCAUUUUUUCUAAGAGUGUAGAGUUUACCCCCGUGUUUUAAACUUCACUCUGUGUGUGUGUGCGUGUGUGCGUGUGUGGCUAAAUGUGCUCUGUGUUACAAAGCAACAGCUCCCAAAGCUGAAGGGCUAGUGUUUGAUAGCAUGCUGAGUUAAUGAUUGAUUUCACAGAGCUUUGAUAUGUUACACUUUACAGAACACUGUCCUGUAAGCGCUUGGAUUUGAUACACUUUACAAAAUAUAAUGUGCUUACAUUAUAUUUAGCUUUUUUUUCCAGAUUCUUUUUUAAUUUAAAGUAACAUUAUAUUGAAGUGUUAGGGUUUUAACACCACAUAUGGUUAUCUCACAUUGGUAUGGUCACGGACAAAUAUUUUCACAACUGGGCAGUAAGUAACAUUAGCAUGGGAUAGUGGAUUAUUUUACGCAUAUUAUUAUAAUUAUUGUACAUCCUGAAUGAUGGGGAGCACUUGUGACAGCUUUUCCAAGUAGUCUAUUGGCAGGGUGUGUGAACACAGAUCAUACGAUACAAUGGGCCUCCAUGCCCUUGUGGAAUUUUAGGAAAUCAUUGUUGGUGCACAAACAUUUCUGAUAAGUGGAGUCCUUGAGGCUUCUAUUUUCAUUUUAUACACACAUAAUGCAUUUACUGUAUGGCUUCUGUGAAUAGCUGUCUGAUGUACGGAAAGCUAUCUAUCAUUGUCAAUGUCAUUGAGGCCGAUGUGUUAUUUGAGGGGUUGGGGAGCCUGGGGGGGGUCCUGUGUUAGUCAAACCCAUGGAUUCCCUAGAGAUGGUAAAUCACACAGUUUACAAACUCAGGCAAAUGAGAUCAGUACUGCAGAGAUGCUAAUGGAUAGAUCCACUGAGACAGGCCCAUUACUCGAUAUAGACUGAGGAGCCAGACAUGGAUCUCUAUCUGGGGCCCAUUGCUCAGACAUGUUCAUUCCUAGUGGGGGUCCACAGCCUGAUCACAGCCCCGCUGACCAGACAGUGAUUCUGUCUAUUUCUCCUCAGAGCUAAACACACGCCUCAGAUCCCCUGCUCUUCUCCUCCCACUGUCCUCUGUGCUCUGCUUUCUCAGAUCCAUGACUUUGUGACUCUGCAUGUUGUCAUGUUGACAGACCAGGUCUGUUUAAAAAACAGACCGAAUUUAUGUAGGCAACACACAACCUGAGGGCCCCGUGUUGGUCUCACAGCAGGUGGCUAUGUAAGCUGAGGUUCUUCUACAAAAGGUUGUCCUUCCUUAAGCAUCAUCAGGUGUCCGCUGUCUGUUUUGAGGCACUUUGCUGUCUGAACAGAACAGGAGAGGUGUCCUAUAUAGGCCUUAGUAUUUGACCCCUCAGCACAAAAGGAGUGAAAUCCCACCUUAGCUCUCAUCUGUCACUUAGUCCCCAUCUUAUUCCACCCACUAACCCAUAUGGCCAUCCAGAGUCUUUACAAACCUUGGGCAGGAGCAUUGGGGUUUUCAUCCAGCUUCUGUAACAUCAUCCUCCCUUUAGUUUUCUGUCAACAGUACUGUGUCACCCUGCAUAUUCCAGUGCAGACUCCAUGACAGAUGAAACAGCAGGAAGUACGUCACUCUCACUGUUAGUCAUUGCGGGGUAAAUUAUUCUGUGACCCAACUGUCACUGACGCCACCGUGCUGUUUCCUUUAAAAAAUAAAUAGCUAAAAAAUCUUCCUUUCCAUCUCAAAACACUUUAAUAUUUGAGGGCACCUCAGUGAUAUUCAGUAAAGAGUCAGCAGCCGGAGUCAGUCUUCCCAAGAUAUAGACAGAUAUCCCACUGUCAGGGCAAUUUCUGUUCAGGAAAUCAGGCUCAGCAGUACAGCACUAAUAUUUGUGCUGAAGACAGACAGACGGAGUCUUGUGUCACUUGCAAAUGUCUCCAUUCAUGCUCUCUGAGCUGUUUGGUGAUACUGUCAUAUUAAGGUGAUUAAGCAAGGGGUGCUUAAACAAACUAUGGUUCCCCAUGUGACGUUCAAUCAAAAUAAAGUAUGAAGAAAUGUUAUAAUGAUGAACUAAAACACACAGUAGUGGUGGACUCGUAUUUAGAGUUAUAGGAACGUCAAUAUAGGUAUUAAGAAAGUGUUUUUAUUUUCUUGAAUUAUUCUUGGAGGAGUAGGUUUGGUGUGUUACUUUGUUGAGAGAAUCUAGAUUCAUAAGGAGUUGAGUCAACACUUUUAUUGGUUGCUCAGUGUGGAGCUAUGGAGACUUCUGAAAGCACUGUGUGAAGUAUUUAUUUCUUCUGUAUCUGAACCUAAUGGCAGAAAGAAACCUUGUUUAUUCACCCUUAGUUCAUCCAGAGCUAUCAUUUGCUAUUCGUCGGAGAAAAAGCUGUCGUCCCUCUUUCUUUUAUUUUUAACACAUUGAUAGCCUCCAGUAGAAAUCUGUGGUACUGUUUCAAUGGCCGUGCCUUCUGAUAAAACCCCUUGGCACAGUGGUCCUUUCUGGGCCCAUUGUAAUGGACCUGUAGUAUGUGAUUAAUCGAUCUGAUGGGAUUAUGAUUGGGGGGGGGUUCAGAAUAGAUUCUGCUCACACCGUGAGGAUUAGACUUCCCUGUGUGAAUCCAUGAUGGUCAUUAUGCCACAAUAUCUCAUGUGAUGUCUCACUCAAUAGCAUAUGGGUUACUUUAUACAUAGAUGGAAUCAAGGAUAUUUUUACAUUGUUGAGAUUUUUCCGCUAGUUGAAGACGAGGAGAAGCUAAAAAGGUAUAAACACACACAUAGCUUUUUGUUGAAUGAUUGCGUGUUUUUCUUCCCAAGGCCACUUAAAUAACAGGCAUAUUCAAGACAGCAACUUUACACUUUCAUGAGUUUCCAUUUUUCAUGAGUAAGAGCAUAAGAGCAUUAGUAAGAGCAUGUCUCAAAUGUCUGCUCCAUUUCUGAAAAGAAGAAAAUGAAAUAUAUACUGUAGUUAUUUUUUAUGGACUAUGUGCUUCACAAACAUAAAAUCUUGGGCUACCAUCACUACAAUUAUUUAACAGUGCGGGGCAAUCUCCUUCAUACUCUCCGUUUUCAAUGUCCAGGCUCAUGCGACAGAUCAGAAAUAAAGGAGCAUAGAUGCAUUAUGAGUAAACAUUGAGAGCAGAAUAUAACUGUGUUUGUUUUGCAGUAGGGUUCUUUGUUUGGAAUAAACAAGAUCACUUGCUCCAGUAUCACAGAACUCUGUCCUCUGCGGUUUUGUACAUCUAAAACGCUUGUCUUUGUUUCAAUGGCUUGUAUCUGCAGAUACUGUUGAUUUUUCACUGUCAAUGCGCAUGUUAUUAACUAAUGCAUAACAAUCUUUUAUUUAUAAAUCAAAAUCAAUGUAUCUGAGAUGUUGUUUCAAUGCACUGCGGGCGCAAAGAACAUUUCCCCUACUGUAUUUUUGUAGGACGGACGAAAACCAUUAUGUCUCAAUGUUACAAUUACAUGACAGUGUGCAUAAACACAAGCUGUGCCGGCUCGUACUCAUUGGUCUGUGUUUGUGGACCAUCCAAAUAUGCCCCGAGCAGCAGCCUGCCUGCCUGCCUUUGUGGCAGUCAGUUCUGUGUGUAUAGAAAAUGGCUCCUGUGGAUAACUCUCUUACGGAAAGCGUCAGAGCCCCCUCUGCUGACAUGGUGGCUAAUAGCAGUCUAGUUGUGACAAAUUUCCUUGUGUUCCUUACGUUGUCUUAUCCCCCCACAUCCCCCUUCCUCCCCUAUGUUCUCACCUCUCUGGCUGUUGGUGAAGACAGGCUGAAGAUGGCCCUGUCUCCCCUGGCCUGUUGUAGCCCUCGUAGAACAGUGCCGGCCCUGACCACUGUGACUGAUGUGGGAGGUCCUGUAUUUCUGUAUAAAUGUACAUUGACUGUAACCCUGUGAAUGAUGUAACAAUUUCAUUAUUUGUAAUAUUGUAAUUGGUUUAUUUUCUAAAAAUGGAAAGCCCAACUUGACUCUCCUCAAAAAUAAAAUGAGAUCUGUUAUA